Messenger RNA from Arabidopsis thaliana (thale cress), 2291 nucleotides. RefSeq names its product response regulator 12 (gene RR12). Lineage: Eukaryota; Viridiplantae; Streptophyta; Magnoliopsida; Brassicales; Brassicaceae. Gene Ontology annotation, molecular function: DNA binding; DNA-binding transcription factor activity. Bases 312 to 2102 code for a protein of 596 amino acids. The transcript has 6 exons. Gene Ontology annotation, biological process: regulation of chlorophyll biosynthetic process; regulation of root meristem growth; response to water deprivation. Gene Ontology annotation, cellular component: nucleus. The record is from RefSeq and is marked reviewed.
AAAAAAGAAUUGCAGAAAAAGAGUGGAUAGUGUUAAGAAGAUGAUCACACACAAUUUCCAUAGCCAUUUAUAGAUAGCUAGAAGAGCUAAAGAAGAUUCCUUUUUUUAACUCUGCUGGAAAAAUCUUUUUGUCUCUCUCUCUAAAUCUAAAUAUUAUAUACUACUACUCUCUCUCUCUAGACCCCAUUCACAUAUUUAAUCUUUAACUCAUUUCUCCAUCGACGUUCUUGCACAUCCCACUUUCUCUCUUUCUUCAACUUGCAAAAAAGAUUAAAAAUCCAAUCUUUCGUUUCUGGGUCUGUUGAAAAACGAUGACUGUUGAACAAAAUUUAGAAGCUUUGGAUCAGUUUCCUGUAGGAAUGAGAGUUCUUGCUGUUGAUGAUGACCAAACUUGUCUCAAAAUCCUUGAAUCUCUCCUUCGUCACUGCCAAUACCAUGUAACAACGACGAACCAAGCACAAAAGGCUUUAGAGUUAUUGAGAGAGAACAAGAACAAGUUUGAUCUGGUUAUUAGUGAUGUUGACAUGCCUGACAUGGAUGGUUUCAAACUCCUUGAGCUUGUUGGUCUUGAAAUGGACCUACCUGUCAUAAUGUUGUCUGCGCAUAGUGAUCCAAAGUAUGUGAUGAAGGGAGUUACUCAUGGUGCUUGUGAUUAUCUACUGAAGCCGGUUCGUAUUGAGGAGUUGAAGAACAUAUGGCAACAUGUCGUGAGAAGUAGAUUUGAUAAGAACCGUGGGAGUAAUAAUAAUGGUGAUAAGAGAGAUGGAUCAGGUAAUGAAGGUGUUGGGAAUUCUGAUCAGAACAAUGGGAAAGGUAAUAGAAAACGUAAAGAUCAGUAUAAUGAAGAUGAGGAUGAGGAUAGAGAUGAUAAUGAUGAUUCGUGUGCUCAAAAGAAGCAACGUGUUGUUUGGACUGUUGAGCUGCAUAAGAAAUUUGUUGCAGCUGUUAACCAAUUGGGAUAUGAGAAGGCUAUGCCUAAAAAGAUUUUGGAUCUGAUGAAUGUUGAGAAGCUCACUAGAGAAAAUGUGGCCAGUCAUCUUCAGAAAUUCCGCCUUUACUUGAAGAGGAUCAGUGGUGUGGCUAAUCAGCAAGCUAUUAUGGCAAACUCUGAGUUACAUUUUAUGCAAAUGAAUGGACUUGAUGGUUUCCAUCACCGCCCAAUCCCUGUUGGAUCUGGUCAGUACCAUGGUGGGGCUCCUGCAAUGAGAUCUUUCCCUCCAAACGGGAUUCUUGGCAGACUCAAUACUCCUUCGGGGAUCGGUGUCCGCAGCCUUUCUUCUCCUCCUGCAGGAAUGUUCUUGCAAAACCAGACCGAUAUCGGAAAGUUUCACCAUGUCUCAUCACUUCCUCUUAACCACAGUGAUGGAGGAAACAUACUUCAAGGGUUGCCAAUGCCUUUAGAGUUCGACCAGCUUCAGACAAACAACAACAAAAGUAGAAACAUGAACAGUAACAAGAGCAUUGCUGGGACCUCCAUGGCUUUUCCUAGCUUCUCUACGCAACAAAACUCGCUCAUCAGUGCUCCUAAUAACAAUGUCGUGGUUCUAGAAGGUCACCCACAAGCAACUCCUCCAGGCUUCCCAGGACACCAGAUCAAUAAACGUUUGGAGCAUUGGUCAAAUGCUGUAUCCUCUUCGACUCACCCUCCUCCCCCGGCACAUAACAGUAAUAGUAUCAAUCAUCAGUUCGAUGUCUCUCCAUUACCGCAUUCUAGACCCGACCCCUUGGAAUGGAACAAUGUGUCAUCAAGCUACUCUAUACCAUUCUGUGACUCUGCCAAUACAUUGAGUUCUCCAGCCUUGGAUACAACAAAUCCCCGAGCUUUCUGUAGAAACACGGACUUCGAUUCAAACACAAAUGUGCAACCUGGAGUCUUUUAUGGUCCAUCCACGGAUGCUAUGGCUCUGUUGAGUAGUAGUAACCCGAAAGAAGGGUUCGUCGUAGGCCAACAGAAGUUACAGAGUGGUGGAUUCAUGGUUGCAGAUGCUGGUUCCUUAGAUGAUAUAGUCAACUCCACGAUGAAGCAGGAACAGAGCCAGGGAGAUUUGUCUGGAGGAGAUUUGGGAUAUGGAGGGUUUAGUUCACUCAGAACAUGCAUAUGAGAGAACAAACAUUUAGACAUAAAUCAAAUAUCAUCAUCUUGUUUGUCUCUUUUUCUCGCUAAUCUUUUGUGUAUUAAAAUUGUAAACUAUUUGUUUUCCCACUGGUUCUAGCAAUUUAGGACUCCAUUAAAGAAAACAACAAAGAAAAAAGGAUUCAUAAAUAAACUUUCUUACUUUUUUAUUUUAAUG